UUAUUAUUUAUGUGAUUCACAAUUUGAUAGGACGAACUAAUAAUCACGGUGGUCGUGGUCAGAGGGAAGAGAAGAGACUCAUAGAAGUGCGAAUUUUGAAUAAAAAACUGGACCAUGUCUUCAACUGCAACUGCAGCCAUCGUAAGCUCUUUUUCAACAACCACAGCUUUAUCUCGCACUGCCAGAACCAAUUUUACUUCCAGAAGCUUCCUCGCAACUCCACUCUCUUCCAAUCACUUAUUCUUCAAGCUCCCUCACACUUCUCCUAAGCGAUCCCCAACCUUGCGUCGCUUCAACCGUUUUUCCCCUGUCAUGGAAUGGCAGGAUUGCACGGUUAAGAAGGAGGUUGAUGUGCCGGUCUCUGUAGCAUUUGCUUGUUAUUCUGAUCGUGAAGCCAUCCCUGAAUGGAUGCCUUUUAUUUCCACUGUUAAGAUAUUGCCAGACAAACCUGACCUGUCGCGAUGGUCCUUGAAGUAUCAGGCAUUUGGUCAAGAUAUUGAGUUCUCUUGGCUUGCUCGUAAUAUGCAGCCCAUUCCAAAUCAGAAAAUACAUUGGCGAUCUCUGGAAGGUCUUCCCAACAGAGGUGCUGUGCGAUUCUUUCCAAAAGGUCCUUCUUCAUGUUUAAUAGAACUGACAGUCUCAUAUGAGGUUCCUCAACUUUUAGCUCCAGUGGCAUCGGCAUUGCGACCUUUUCUUGAAGGUUUACUUCAACGUGGUUUGGAAAGAUUUGCUAAGUUCGCAAAAAGCUACUAAAUGAACAUACAUGAUUAUUUUUGUCCAAACACUGGUUGAAUUUCAGAAAGAUUUGGGUACGGUUACCAUGCCAGUGUUGGUUACAUGGAUGGUUAUCCUUUUUUUAAGUGUUAAUUCCUCACAGCGCUGAUGAAAAUUAUGGUUUUGGUGCUAAACAACACAUCAAUAUAAUGCAGAAGAAACCUGUAAUCCCAACCUUGUGGCACUGCUGUAAGUUCGGAUACGAUAUCAGGAUCUACUACCCUUCAGGGCAUAGGAUUAUUUUAAUGUAUGCACUUUUUACAUUUUUAGAUUUAGAUCCUUAUUUUAUCAAACUACCUCGAGACUGAGAAGCUCCUAUAAGUCAUGUGCCUGUACUAGCUGUACAUUUUAUACAAUAAUGCGGACAAAGACAACUUUAAUUAA
Molecule: messenger RNA, 1158 nt
Organism: Cicer arietinum (chickpea)
Lineage: Eukaryota; Viridiplantae; Streptophyta; Magnoliopsida; Fabales; Fabaceae
Source: RefSeq, a predicted model, not a curated record